CGGCGACGGGCGCCCCGACGGACGCGGGCAGCGGCGAGGGCCGCCGCCGCUGUCGCACCGCGAGGCUGUCUUCCAGCUGUGCAUGCGCAUGCGCGAGUGCAGCCAGACGGCGCCGACGCCGCAGCGCGCCUUUGACGACGCCAGCGAGCUCGUCGCCGCCGCCGCGCCCGAGCUGGCGCGCUCGGGCGAGGUGUACGCGCGCCUCAUCAGCAUGGCGCUCGAGGCGCACCGGGGACAGGCCGCGCUGCGCCUCUUCACGCAGCAGAAGCAGUACGGCGUGCAGCCGAGCGUGCAGCUCUAUCGCACCCUCUUCGCCGGCGUGGCUCGCCUGCCCGGCGUCGCCGAGCAGACGGCGCUGCUGCAGCGCGUGGACCGCUGCUUCGAGCAGCUGCUCGGUCUGCGCCACCCACGCGACAGCGACGACGCCGAGGGCUCGGCAGAGCACAGCGGGCGGCAGGUGCGCAACGCCGCCCGCGACGAGGCUGCUGACCUCAGCUCGCCGGAGUUCGACCUCACCUGCGCGGCGUACUUCCACCUGCUGCGCCGGACGGAGCGCUGGUCCGCGGCAGAGGAUGCCUGGGCUGCGUACCGCGACGUCACACCUGAGCCGUCCGUGCCGCUCCUGGACGCAGCCGUGUACUGCCUCUUCUCGCUGCGGCAGGCCGAGCACUUUCCGGCGCGAAGCGGCGCCCUGACGCCCAUCGCCCGCGACGUGUUUGCUUGUCUCAAACAGGCCUACACGCGCCGUCAGACCCGGCACUUCGGCAGCCGGCCAUUGGGACGGCAUCCGGAGAACUUUGGCGACGCACUCAGCUGGGCGAUGGUGCUGGACCACCUGAUCAGGUACCAUCACGUGCGUACAUCCCUGCUUGUCUCCCUCUGCGCUCUGCUCCCCAUCAGCGACGUACGACACGAGGCGCUAUCGGAGACUGUUGCAUCGUGGUCCGGCUUGCCCGUUCUUCGGUUCUUCCUGGACGAGUUUGCGCCCGCGGCGGGGGCUGGCAGCUUGCUUGCGGACGACAUGAAGCCUGACUGGCGCCGGGACGUUGCUGCUCGCCUGUUCCACGAGAUCGCAUCCGCCGCGCUCUGGGCCUGCAGCGGUUUCAGCGAUGCGCCAAUCGCGCUACGGCGCUUCAUUGACAGCUACGCUGCUCUGCCUUACGACGGGCCGCAGGCCAUACACCGAGCGCAUGCGGAGACUGUGCUUACGGUGGCCAGAGAGGCGGCCGAUGCGCAUCUUGCGCUUUCGAUGAUCCGUCUCAUGCUGCCGAUGCCACACAAGCCGAACCGCAAGCAACUCGUGCCAGCGACGCAGCAUUGGUUCCUUGCCAUGUCCGCCCUGCGUGCCUCGAACGAGCCAGUCGAGGACAAGGCCCGCAUGGCGCUAGACGUGUGGCAGUUGUACGCUCCCCUGGCCCGGCGCCGAGCAGAUCUCGCGACCUCGGUCAACAACAACAACACCUUCGGCCUCUACGUCAUACGGCCGGCACUCGUGCUCGAGUUUCUGGCAUGCCGGAGCGAGCCGCACGCCGCGCCGGUCGACGACGCCAGUGCGGCACUUGCUGCGCCCAGCGACGCCGAGCAUUAUGCCGAGACUGUGCGCGCGAUCGAGGCCGGCUUCUGGCUGAAGAACAUUCUCCCAGAGACUUCGGUCCUGACAAAGCCACCUGCGAAGACGGGCGCACUGUCACCUCGGCUAGACCAGUGGCUCUCGCUGGACGGGAACAAUCACGCCUCACUGUCGAGAGCCUGCGCCAGGCAGCUGGCCGAUCACCUAGCAUACGCACUCGCUGCCGCGUCGGUGACCCCGGACGAGCGCAGAUCGUGGACCGCACUGCUCUCACACGCGCGCAAGACAGGCGAGUGGUUCUAUGCUCAGGACCACUAUGACUUUGGCUCGCGAAAUGGGCCAGGCGCGAAUCGCACAAUGCGGCCGAUACAGUAGUGGCUUUCGCGAGAGGGCCUUCAUGCUUUAACGAGAUGCUGCCGCCGUGGAUCAGCUGCACGCGCGUGCUUGCAAUGCGAUCGCAUGUCUCGAAAAGAGCGUUGAGGCCGUGACCUCGUCUACCUCGCAUGCCGGCCUCUCGAGCAUGGCGCAUCUGCCGGCUGCUGGUCGG
Messenger RNA from Tilletiopsis washingtonensis, 2117 nucleotides. RefSeq lists its product as hypothetical. Bases 83 to 1945 code for a protein of 620 amino acids. The transcript has 3 exons. NCBI's taxonomy places the organism in Eukaryota, Fungi, Basidiomycota, Exobasidiomycetes, Entylomatales. The record is from RefSeq and is a predicted model, not a curated record.